Molecule: messenger RNA, 405 nt
Organism: Adineta ricciae
Lineage: Eukaryota; Metazoa; Rotifera; Eurotatoria; Adinetida; Adinetidae
Source: the annotation of a GenBank genome assembly
AUGAAGAAAAGAUUAUUAGAUAAUUUAGCAGUUUAUCGAAGAUAUCUUUUCUACUUGACAGGUGGUCAUACUAUUCGUAAAGGCACGACUGUAAACGUGUUCAUACAUGGCAUACAUUUUGAUGCGAAUACAUUUCCUAAUCCGGAGAAAUUUGAUCCAGAAAGAUUUGCUGAGAGUUCGUUGACAACUGGAGAACGUUCACCAUUUGCUUUUAUCCCAUUUUCAGCGGGACCUCGCAAUUGUAUUGGACAACGUUUUGCUGGAUUAGAAGAACGAGUUGUUUUAUCAACAUUGUUCCGACGGUUUUCAUUCCAUUCUACUCAAACUAUAGAAGACAUUCGUUUAUCGAUAGAUGGUAUUCUUCGAACUGACGCUCCUAUCCAAAUGAUCAUCAAACGACGUUGA